Molecule: messenger RNA, 5454 nt
Organism: Pseudonaja textilis
Lineage: Eukaryota; Metazoa; Chordata; Lepidosauria; Squamata; Elapidae
Gene: ZCCHC24
Product: zinc finger CCHC-type containing 24
Molecular function (GO): nucleic acid binding; zinc ion binding
Source: RefSeq, a predicted model, not a curated record
AUGAGCCUCCUGUCCGCCAUCGAGACCACCGCCGCCUCGGUGUACCAGCCGGCCCAGCUGCUCAACUGGGUCUACCUCUCCUUGCAAGACACGCACCAGGCCAGCGCCUUCGACGCCUUUCGCCCGGAGUCCGCCGCCUCCACGCAGCCCCCGGAGCUCGGCUACCCCGGCAAGAGCGGCGCCGAGCUGGGCUCCUCCUCGCUCAACUCCAGCUACCUAAACAGCUUCCUCCAGCUGCAGCGGAGCGAGGCUUUGAACAGCAGUCUGUAUAAGAGUGCUUCUCCUUACGGCUCUCUCAAUAACAUCGUGGAUGGCUUGAAUUCCCUUACGGAACAUUUCUCCGACAUUUCCCUAUCGUCGGACGCCAGAAAGCCAAGCAAGAGACCUCCGCCAAACUAUCUGUGUCACCUUUGCUUUAACAAGGGACACUACAUCAAAGACUGCCCACAGGCUCGUCCAAAAGGAGAAGGCUUGACUCCAUACCAAGGGAAGAAACGCUGCUUUGGAGAAUAUAAGUGCCCCAAAUGCAAGAGAAAAUGGAUGAGUGGGAACUCGUGGGCCAACAUGGGACAAGAAUGUAUCAAGUGCCAUAUUAACGUUUAUCCUCACAAGCAGAGACCCUUGGAAAAACCCGAUGGACUGGAUGUCUCGGAUCAAAGCAAAGAACACCCUCAGCAUCUCUGCGAGAAAUGCAAAGUCCUGGGCUACUACUGCCGCCGUGUGCAAUAAAGAAACCCACGGAGACUCCACAGAUCUGGUGGCGGCAGCCAAAAGGGAAGGAGGAGGGACCGUCAUCUAAGAACCUUCAUCCGUCACCGAUAUUGCCUAACCUAAUCAUAUGCCUUCCUUUUAACUGAAUGUAACACUUCCCCUGUGUAUGUAUGGACAUGCAACUUGUAUCUGUAGGUCUAUGUGGUGUGAGGCGUAUUCCUUCCUUGAGGGUCUCACAAAACAAGCCAUGUUUUCAUAUGGGUGGAGACCAACUGGCCGCUGGCUCUUGCUGGACUAUACCCGCCAUAAGUCACAAUGGAUUUGUACCACUACGGUGGUUUCCACUGAUUGUUUACACAAUUUCAGUAUUCUACCCUAAGUGAACUAAGUGUUGUUUGUCCAGAGAGAUCUUGUCAGGUCGGGAACAUAUGUUUGGAUGAAUUAAGAGGUGGGGUGGGAUAGGAUCAGGCAGGCAUGACUCAAAAUGCAUUUUAUGGGGGGAGUCUGUAAGUCUAAAUCAGAGGUCUCCAAACAGUGGACUUCAACUCUCAGAAUUCUCCAGCCAGCAUAGCUCCCAGAAUUCUGGGAGUUGAAGUCCACAAGUCUUAAAGUUGCCAAGUUUGGGGAGCCCUGGUCUAAAUGCUAUUGAUAAAUGCUUAUUUUAGCUCAUGCUGCCAACUAGAAUUCUUUAAGACCUAAGUUUUUAAGAGGAAUGAAGGAUGUGAUGCAAAUAUUCAUGUUUGUUUCUUGGUUGGGGAGAUGGUUUGGAAGUUCUACCAGCUUCCUUGCUUUCCAAGAGUGAAAUCUCUAAAAAAAAAAAAAGCUAUAAGGCCUGAGCUAGGAAAGAAUUAAGGAUGUGAUGCAAAUAUUCAUUUUUUCUUGACUGUGGGCGCGGUUUGGAAGUUUUACUAGCUUGCUUGCUUUCCAAGAGUCUUGCAGGGCCACCAAAGAGAGGCUUUGGGGGGAGCUUUAGGGUAUUUUUUAUAAUCUGCGGGCUGAAAAGAACAAGUGAAUAAUUGUCUGAUGAGUGGUUUUUAUAGGAACGUGACAAUGGUAGAACACAUAGGGUGGAGCACAAAUUUGUCUUUCUUAUGUAGCAACUUUAUGCAUGUUUAUGUCAAUGCACAAAGGGAGGCUCAGCCAAUCUCAUUGUACACAGGUUGUACUCUGACAAUAAAUGUAAUAAUAAUAAUGGAGGUCCCACUAAAAUCCAGAGACCUAUUUCAGAACUAACUUGCAUAAAUGCACUUAUUUUUAAAGGCUGUUUUUGUUUGCCCUAACUUCCCAUGGUGUCUGUUACCCUCACCAUUUUUUCUUUAGCUACCAAUGGUGGCUAAAUUUCCUAUCCUCAGGCUGCAUAACCAACAUAUGUAGCCAACAAGAGGAACAUCAUUUUAUCUUCAACAGACAAAGACUGUCCGGAUUCAGCUCCCCCUUCUCCACUUGGGUCUGCUUCUCUACCACCAUUGAUCCCAAACACAUAAUUUCAGGUGGAGUUUGGCCUGUUCCUCCAUCAACAAUUAAUGGUGGAACCAGCCAGAGAUUCAUCUUGCUUUCAUGCUACACUUUUCCACAUGAAUGUUCUUUCAAUGGGUUGGACUGCACCCCCCAUGUAAUCCUUGGCCAACUAAGGCAAAGGAAAAGAAAGUUUGAUACAUUUAGAAAAGAAAUACUGAGAAAUCCUUCUCUCUCUCUCUCUCUCUCUCUCCCUCCCUCCCUCCCUCCCUCCCUCUCUCUCUCUCUUCAGCUACAGAUUGCAAUUUAUUUCAGUCUUGCAUGGUGCCAUUACUUUUAGAACAACAUCUAAAAGAAAUAUGUCUAGGAUCAAGAUUUAGUCUUGAGUUCAGAACACCCAGAAAUUUGUUGUAGGAGUCUGUUUACAAACUUCUGUUGGUCCAGAUUAACUAAAUGGGUAAUCUUCAUAGGAUUACACUGAACCCAGUAGAGGUGGCCAAUUGAUACCUUCAGCUGAUGGUCUAUUAUGAUGAUUAAGACCUUUUCUUGAUGGCUUCUCCAUGGGAAUCUAUAAUUUCAAUUAGCUUUGAGUUUAGAACACCAGAAAAAGAGGAUAGAGUUCACUUACUGACACAUAAUGCUGUAUGAUAGAACAACAUUUCAUUUGCAUAAUAAGAUGCACUAUAACAGGACAGAAGGAGAAGUGUCCACUUUGAUCUUUCUCAAUAUUGGCUGGCAGUUGACCUCUGAAAAGGGUUUCCAGGGACCUGUGGAAGUUAAACUAAGAGUAAUUUUUAAUAACGUAGUUAUUAAAUGCACAACUGGAAAAAUUAUUCUUUUAACCAUUUUUUAAUUCUUAGUAAAGGUAAACCAAAUCAGAUCUAGUUCUUGGUUUACUUACAGAAUAGAAUAACAGAGCUGGAAGUGACUUUGGAGGUCAUCUAGUCCAACUCCUUAUCCAUGUUUUACUGUUUCUAAAAAGCCAGAACUCGGCUGCCAUUCAUUGUCUAACUUUGGUUCCAUGUCUGUCUUAGAAGGAAGCAUCUUAAUCCUGGUACUUCCUACUGCCAAGUUUCUGCCCUUGAUAUCAAUCCAAGCAGAUUUGCUAAUCAAAAUUAUCUGGCAGGAUUAGUAGAAAUAAAUUUCCCUGUGAAUGAGGGGGAGGGAUUAGUUUCAAGAUCACUGACUGAAAAAUAUAUCCAUCUUCUGUAUUAAUUUUGCAAUCCAUUCAGAAUGUAUUCCAUGAGUCCAAAAUGAAUUUCAAUAACUGGAAUCAGGCUACGGCAUAACGAAAUUGACGAAAGUCAAGGGGGUUUGAAUACGUACUGAAUGCACUGCAGAAAGUAGUUGUUCUGUCUAAAUGUACUCAUUUUCAGUGAAGUAAUAGCUGCUAUGUCUAGAUAAAGUAAGGGUUUUUUAUGAUUGUUCAAAGAUAUUAUCCUUAUGUACAUCUUCUCUAUACUUCAAACAGACUCCAGCAAUUCGAUUAAGCAAGAGAAUUUUGAAGCUUUAUAACAAAACCAAUCUAUUACUGGAACUGCCCUGAAUAAUAGUUGAGCUUUUUUAAAAAUGUUACCUUCAUUUAAAAUGCUAUUAAAACAGCGGUUGAAGCAUUCUAGGUAUCCCCCAUUUCUAUAGAAACCUAGUGUUCAGGCACAAAGAAUCUGGACCAUAAUGUUAAAUUGAAACCAAGAAGAUUGCUCAGGCCUAUGGACAAGAAUCUAGUCAACACUAAAUUGGUGCUAGAUAAGUCAAUGGAAGAAGGAUUAGACAUUGUGGGAGCAUAAAGACUUUAGGCUAAUGACUCGCUUAACUCCUCCCUCUGGCCCUGCCGGCUCUUCUACAGUUUGAGGUAGAUUAGGAAUUCAGAUCAGGGCAAUAUUGAACAGGUUAAGUUACGUUAUACAAAAUCAACUCGAGACCACUGCCAGAUCAUCAAGGAGAGUGAUACCAUGUUCUGUACUGCAGAUGGCAAUUAAACAGAGGUUCUUUGCAUCUGGAAAAGUUUCCAGAUACUUGUAGGACCCCUUAGGACCUUAGAGAACUGGACCUGCCUGAUUUUGCCCAACCACAAGAGCUCAGCAAUGUAAGGAUUACAGGGUAAGGGUCUACAAGGCAGGGAGAUAUUUGACCGUUCUUGCUGCUCCUGUCUAGCUAUUCUUGGCCUCUUUCUAUAAAUUCCAAGUCAACCCACACCUUUCUGCCAUAGAACUUAAGGAGCAGUGUCCAAAUGUUGCCAACACCCAGAAUUAUUUUCCAGAUGUACAUGGAACACAUAUGCCUUACAGUUUCUCAUGAACAACUACUUCUUUUUCAAAUCAGUGGGAAAUUCCUGUAUCUUAAUACAAACAGUUGCAUCAUCUUCUAUAGGAAUGGAGUAAACUUCCUAAUUUAGAAAAGUUGCUAAAUCUGUUUAGGCUUCCAUGGAAACCAGGGUAACUAAAGUGCAUCUCUUUAUGGGGAGGGGGGUAUUAUGAACCUGAUGAAUCUGCCUUAAGCCAUAGGUAGAAAGCUAUUUUUUUUAAUAGCUUCAAGGAAAUUUUCUUGACACCGUUAGGUAAUAUUCCAUUAGCAGUUUGGUCAUUGUUUGUAUUGAAUCCAAUGGCUGUAUGGAAGCUACUCCUUUAAAUCCCGUUAUUGUCAGUGGGUUUAUUAUAAAAAAUGAAUAGGUGUAGAUGAAUCCACGAUUAGACCAUUUCUGGAUCAGUUCUUGUUUACAUAGCAACUCCUCUGAAUUAAUAAAGCUGAAAGCUUUCCUCUGCAUUGUUUACAUGAUUAAAGACUCAAUUAAUUGAGUCCAGAAAAAGAAAAUAAAGAUUAAUGGUAUUGUAACAUGUUUUAAGAAAAAGAUAUAAACCAGAGAAUCUGGCUAAUUAGACUCCUGAAGUCACAUUAGCCUUUCUAGCAUUGUGUCAUUAUCCAGAGCAGGAAGAAUUGAGUGAUGACUUUUGAAGACUUGAACUUUAGUGUUAAAGUUCGUUUUUCUUUAUAAGUAGGAGCAAGCAUUGAAUAAUAGGAGAAAUACAAUACAAGUAGCCUUAUAUUAUACCAGCUGCAGGUUUUGUUAUUGUUGUUAUUGUUGUUGUUUGAGCACUUAUAAAAUAUUAACCAAAACCUUUCUAGUUGUUGUCAUACCUGCCUACAUAAAAUUCCCCCAAAGUAUACUAGGAGAACAAAAUGUAAAUAAGGUUAUUGUGUUUUUUUUUCAACUGGUGUUAAAAAUGAAGGCCAGCAGAGCACAAUUCAUUUUAAAUAGCUGGCGGUUGUUCUUAAUUAUCUUAACAGAAU